Molecule: messenger RNA, 2950 nt
Organism: Carlito syrichta (Philippine tarsier)
Lineage: Eukaryota; Metazoa; Chordata; Mammalia; Primates; Tarsiidae
Gene: ZDHHC8
Product: zinc finger DHHC-type containing 8
Exons: 10
Coding region: 83-2230 (715 amino acids)
Biological process (GO): protein palmitoylation
Molecular function (GO): palmitoyltransferase activity
Source: RefSeq, a predicted model, not a curated record
CCCGUGGUUGACGCGAGCUGUGUCUCCAGCCAUUCCCAUCUACAAUGGCAUCAUCUUCCUCUUUGUCCUGGCCAACUUCAGCAUGGCCACCUUCAUGGACCCUGGUGUCUUCCCCCGAGCGGAUGAGGAUGAGGACAAGGAGGAUGAUUUCCGGGCCCCACUGUACAAGAACGUGGACGUGCGAGGCAUCCAGGUCCGCAUGAAGUGGUGCGCCACGUGCCACUUUUACCGUCCGCCACGCUGCUCCCACUGCAGCGUCUGUGACAACUGCGUAGAGGACUUUGACCACCACUGCCCCUGGGUCAACAACUGCAUCGGGCGCCGCAACUACCGCUACUUCUUCCUGUUCCUGCUGUCACUCAGCGCGCACAUGGUGGGCGUGGUAGCCUUCGGCCUGGUCUAUGUGCUGAACCACGCCGAGGGGCUGGGAGCCGCGCACACUACCAUCACCAUGGCUGUCAUGUGUGUGGCUGGCCUCUUCUUCAUCCCAGUCAUCGGCCUCACUGGCUUCCAUGUGGUGCUGGUCACUCGGGGACGCACCACCAAUGAGCAGGUGACUGGAAAGUUCCGUGGGGGCGUGAACCCCUUCACACGAGGCUGCUGUGGGAAUGUGGAACACGUGCUGUGCAGUCCCUUGGCGCCCCGGUACGUGGUGGAGCCGCCCCGGCUUCCGCUGGCUGUGAGCCUGAAGCCACCCUUCCUUCGGCCGGAGCUCCUGGAGCGAGCUGCACCACUCAAAGUCAAGCUUAGUGACAACGGGCUGAAGGCUGGUCUGGGCCGCAGCAAGUCCAAGGGUAGCCUGGACCGGCUGGAUGAGAAGCCGCUGGACCUGGGUCCACCACUGCCACCCAAAAUAGAGGCUGGCACAUUUGGCAGUGACCUGCAGACCCCGCGCCCGGGCAGUGCUGAGAGUGCCCUGUCGGUGCAGAGGACCAGCCCCCCAACACCUGCUAUGUACAAGUUCCGGCCAGCCUUCCCUGCGGGUCCCAAGACACCCUUCUGUGGCCCAGGAGAGCAGGUCCAGGGCCCUGACUCCCUGACCCUGGGGGACGACAGCAUCCACAGCCUGGACUUUGCAUCCGAGCCUAGCCUGGACCUCCCUGACUACAGGCCCAGCGGCCUGCAUGCGGCUCACCCGCCAUCCCCACCGCUCAGCACAUCUGAUGCCUUCUCGGGUGCAUUGCGCUCCCUGAGCCUCAAGGCUGCGGGCCGGCGGGGUGGUGACCACGUGGCCCUGCAGCCCCUACGUUCUGAGGGAGGGCCCCCCACACCCCAUCGUGGCAUCUUCACCCCCCACGCGCUGCCCAACCGCAACGGCAGCCUGUCCUACGACAGCCUGCUCAACCCUGGCUCACCCGGCAGCCAUGCCUGCCCGGCCCACCCGUUGGGCGGCAUAGCCAGCUAUCGCUCACCCUACCUGCAUCCUGGGGCAGCAGGAGACCCGCCGCGGCCCCCACCCCGCAGCUUCAGCCCUGUGCUGGGCCCCCGGCCACGGGAGCCCUCGCCCGUGCGCUAUGACAACCUGUCCAGGACCAUCAUGGCAUCCAUCCAGGAGCGCAGGGACAGGGAGGAGCGUGAGCGGCUACUGCGCUCGCAGGCCGACUCACUCUUUGGCGACUCAGGCGUGUAUGACGCGCCUAGCUCCUGCAGCCUCCAGCAGGCCAACACGCUGUCUGAGGGCCCUCGAGGCCCUGUGCUGCGCUAUGGCUCCAGAGACGACCUUGUGGCCGGGCCUGGCUUUGGCGGCGCCCGCAACCCCGCCCUGCAGACGUCGCUGUCCUCACUGUCCAGUUCUGUGAGCCGAGCGCCGCGGACGUCAUCGUCCUCCCUACAAGCUGACCAGGCUGGUGGCAGUGCCCCAGGGGCCCGACCCGGCAGUGGCUCACAUAGAUCCCCCGUGCGCCAGGCUCUGCCCUCUCCCCCUGGCACACCCUGCUCACCACCCUACACUGGCUCCAAAGCUGUCGCCUUCAUCCACACGGACCUCCCGGAGCCACCAGCCUCACUGGCUGUGCAGAGGGGGCGGAUUGGCACCUGCAGCGGUGGAUGGGGGUGGCGUGGCCAGCCCAGGGUGCCCCCUGGGCUGCAUCUGUGCCACCUUGGCCACCUCGAGGACCGCCCGCGGCUGCGGGCCCCCUGGAGCCCAUCCGCCGGGGCUCCCCCUCGCGGGGCCAUGUGCCGCCUGCAUCUGGCUGCAUCCAGCCUUUUCCCCAGCCUCUCUGGACCCUAGCAGGAUGCCAAGUGGGUGGCUCCUGGGGCUGGGAUGGCCCAGCGGGGGCACUCAGGAGACCCGGCUGCCGUGGACCUAGAGUGGGACAGGGUGUGGGCAGAGGGUCUCCUCUCCACCAGCUGCAUCUCAACUCCCAGUCUGCCAGGGCCUGUGAUCCCGUGACCUCAGGAAGUCCCCCACUUGCUGCAGGGGGCCCGGCACCCCAUGGGGGUCGGCCCAGGACCAGCACACCCUUUGCCCAGUCUCCCUGCCCAACCAAGCACUUUAGACUAAGCCACUUCCUCCCCAUGGAGCCCAGGCCUCUGUGGGUUGGGCUGGGGGGGGUCUCAGGUUGCCCCACAGCUCUCUGCACUCCCCCUGCCCCACUCCCAGUACAUGAACAGAUGCCUUAACUUCCUGGAGCUGCCAGCCUGGUGAGCCGUCCCACCCCUUGCCUGCCACCCAGCUCUGUGGCCGGCUCUGCCCAGGCUCACCUGGGGCAUCCUACCUGGAGAUGCCACACCUGGGAGCUCAGAGAGCCUGCAGCCCAGGCCCCACAUCCCUGAGCAGCUGGGCCUGGAUGUCCCAGGCAGCCCUUCUCCUGUGUAGGGCCCCCGUCCGCCCUGAGCGGUGGCUCUGUUUCUCCCCUUUUGGGGUGAGAGUCACCAAGCAUUCUCUGUUGUUCUGAAGGGCACCCCCAAUUGCAUUCCCCUAAUAAAACUUUUGGUGUUUACCUCCACA